UCUUUCGUUGACCCAAAAAGCCAACCAAGACCAGGCUCCAUGGAUGAGUGGGAUGCCCCCCAGUGGAAAAAGGAAAUUGAAAGCCUUAAGUAUCAGCUGGCUUUCAAGCGGGAGGCAUCGUCCAAAACAAUUCCCGAAUUCCUUAAAUGGAUAGAAGAUGGGAUCCCAGAAGAUCCAUUCCUGAAUCCAGAACGGAUGAAAAACAACCCCUGGGUGGAAAGAGGAAAAUGUACCAUCCUCUAGUCCGUGUCCUUAGCCCCGCAUCUUCCCCGACUGAUGAAAUGCUUUCCUUUGGAGACGCUCCGAAACUGCGUAAAAACUGAAGGCUCCAAAGUUAUUUGCUUACCGCUAUGGCUAAAUCCGCAUUCAUAGUCCUGUGUUAGUGCAGGGGCCUUAUCUAAGGACGAUGUUAAAGGCUUCCCAAACGUCUGGUAUCUGGGGCACCAUUUGGGUGUGGGUGGCUUAAAGGGAGAUCCAGCUUCAUGAGCACUGUAGGUGGGCCUUUCCCGACUGGCUCCGCUCUGAAAUUCUGACGGCGCAGGACGGGCAAGGUCUCCCAGACCCGGGCUGCGCGAUGGCUUGCAACGGGCUGUCCUGCAGAAAGCCGGAUUAUCCUUGCUGGGGGGAGCGGCCCUGGCCAUCUGCUAUGCAGUGGGGGAGAACAGCUGAUCCUCACCGGCACAGAGUGACAGAAACCUACAGUGCAGCAAUCUAGCAUUUUAGGACCUGCUAAUUUUAAACCUGUCAGUUCAUGAUUUGGGAACUGCUCAAUAGGAAAGGAUUCAUUUAUAUGGAAGAGACUUGCUAUUUUGAAUCACUGCAACCCAAAGACAGAAAUGAUCUGUAACCAGAA
Molecule: messenger RNA, 853 nt
Organism: Python bivittatus (Burmese python)
Lineage: Eukaryota; Metazoa; Chordata; Lepidosauria; Squamata; Pythonidae
Source: RefSeq, a predicted model, not a curated record